Molecule: messenger RNA, 967 nt
Organism: Stegastes partitus (bicolor damselfish)
Lineage: Eukaryota; Metazoa; Chordata; Actinopteri; Pomacentridae
Product: voltage-dependent calcium channel gamma-3 subunit-like
Exons: 4
Coding region: 14-967 (317 amino acids)
Biological process (GO): calcium ion transport; neurotransmitter receptor internalization; postsynaptic neurotransmitter receptor diffusion trapping
Cellular component (GO): postsynaptic density membrane; AMPA glutamate receptor complex
Molecular function (GO): channel regulator activity; voltage-gated calcium channel activity
Source: RefSeq, a predicted model, not a curated record
AGGAGCCGCCUAUAUGAAGAUGCUGAUGUGUGACCGCGGCGUCCAGAUGCUCGUGACGACGGUGGGCGCGUUCGCCGCCUUCAGCCUCAUGACCAUCGCCGUCGGUACCGACUACUGGCUGUACUCGCGCGGGGUCUGCCGCGUGAAGAGCAGCGGCGACAACGACACGAGCCGCAAGAACGAGGAGGUGAUGACGCACUCCGGCCUCUGGCGAACCUGCUGUCUGGAAGGAACAUUUAGAGGUGUGUGUAAGAAGAUCGAUCACUUCCCAGAGGACGCCGACUAUGAGGCAGAUGCUGCUGAAUACCUCCUCCGUGCUGUGCGUGCUUCCAGCAUAUUCCCCAUCAUGAGUGUGGGUCUGCUGUUCCUCGGGGGCCUCUGCGUGGCCGCCAGUGAGUUUUACCGAAGCCGACACAACGUUAUCCUCAGUGCAGGAAUCUUCUUUGUCUCUGCAGGCCUCAGUAACAUCAUUGGAAUUAUUGUAUAUAUCUCAGCCAACUCUGGCGACCCGGGUCAGAGUGACAGCAAGAAGUCCUACUCCUACGGCUGGUCCUUCUACUUCGGCGCCCUCUCCUUCAUCAUGGCUGAGAUGGUGGGCGUCUUGGCCGUGCACAUGUUCAUUGAGAAGCACCGCAAGCUACGGGCCAAAUCCCGCACCGAGCUAAUCAAGAAGUCCGCCUUCAGCCGCAUCCCGUCCUACCGCUACCGCUUCCGGCGCCGUUCCAGUGUGCGUUCCUCCGAAGCCCCCAGCCGCGAUGCCUCACCGCUGGGCAAAGGUGGCUACACAGGGCCCGCUGCCUCCGAGAUGCCCAUGUACACGCUGAACCCACGGGAGGCCGGCAACGCUGGCACCAAAUCAGGUGGCGGCAUGGGCGGGCUGCUCAAUUCAGAGAGGGAGUUCCUCCAGAGCAGCACGCUCACUAAAGACUACAGCAAGGACCCCAACCGCAGGACCACGCCUGUCUGA